Molecule: messenger RNA, 1405 nt
Organism: Phaeodactylum tricornutum CCAP 1055/1
Lineage: Eukaryota; Bacillariophyta; Bacillariophyceae; Surirellales; Neidiaceae
Exons: 2
Coding region: 53-1405 (450 amino acids)
Source: RefSeq, a predicted model, not a curated record
UGCACCGAGUCGACUGAGCGUUUCGAACAAAGCAUUUGUUGUCUUCGUCAAUAUGAAGAGCUCGGUGCUAUCAAUAUUAUCUCUCAUUGUACUGGCACGGGCCCAAGACAUCGAUCCGGAUUUGAUCGACUUACCCCCCGAGGGUAUCGAUUUUGAGGGAUGCUUCAGUGAUUUGGUAACUGCUGAUGUGAACGGAGAUGGUUUCGUUAAGCAGAACGAGUAUUUAAACUUUAUCAACACCUAUGGAAAGCGUAUCUGCCAUUAUCAAGAAAAACUGACUCUGCAGCAGGAGAUUGCUUUCAGCUCGUUGGCGUGUAACUGCCGGUCUCAGGAGAACGCCAGUCCGGACUGCUGUCUCCGCGAGAAUGCCCGCAUCCCCACAACCGGUGUAAGUUCUCCUUCGCAGCGAACGGAAGAACAGUCACAGUACCUAACGUCGGUAUGUGUUGUAACGGAUGAUACGAUUGACGGAGAAUGCCCCCCGGUGAUUCGCGAUCGUUCUACUCCUCCUCCGAUCCUUAUUGCUCCCGUCCUUGCCGAUAUUGUCAACGACGACGGCGGUCUGAGCAACGCCGCCAAGUGGGGUAUCAUUGUCGCUGCCAUCGCGGCUGCCCUCUUGUUGCUGUUGCUAUGUUGCUGUUGCUGUGUCGUCCGACGCCGCCGGGGUAAGGCGGUUGAAGAGGAGGAAGAAGAAACGGGAGUCCUAGCGACCAAGAGUCUGAACGGUCAGGAAAUGGCGCCCGACGAUGCUGCCCCCCACGGCAACCGUGAUGGUCCCGAUCUCGAGAACGGUGUACCGUUUGCGGCGGCCUCCACACCACGAAGCAGAGAAGAUUCCGAAUACACUGAGGAAGAAGACGCCAGCGACGAUGAAUCGGGUGAUGGACGCGGCAAACGUGGAUGCAACUACAUGGAAGAAGAAGACGAAGCAGGACGCCGACGAUUGCGAGGAGCGGGAGAAAUCCCGGAAGGUGGCGGUGGAAAUAGCCACGCUCUCCGACCAAUUCCGCCCAAAAUUCCCGAAGAAGACCCGGAUUGGGACCAUCCUGGACGCAACAUUGACUAUCCCAAACCCGAUCCGGACGAAGAUUCUGUCCAAGAAUUCGACCCUUACAAUCCUGGCGGUGGCGUAGAUUGGCCGGAACGCGAAAAGAAACCACCGGUGACGUUCAAGAACAACUGGGAACGACUCAAGAAGGACGAUCCGGACGAAAUUGACAAUCGCAAGCACCGCAUUCAAACGGGUUUGGGUGAAGGGGAAGUUUGGGACAAGCUGAACGAAGGUGACGAGCCAGAAAAGACCAAUAGUGGGGCUUCAGGAGAUGUCUUUGACUGGGUUGUCCAAUCAGCACUGGGUGUUCUGGACAACUCCGAAGCGCAAGGACACGUGGGACACGAUGCCUAG